Molecule: messenger RNA, 2352 nt
Organism: Amaranthus tricolor (Joseph's coat)
Lineage: Eukaryota; Viridiplantae; Streptophyta; Magnoliopsida; Caryophyllales; Amaranthaceae
Product: protein FAR1-RELATED SEQUENCE 9
Exons: 3
Coding region: 385-2004 (539 amino acids)
Biological process (GO): regulation of DNA-templated transcription
Molecular function (GO): zinc ion binding
Source: RefSeq, a predicted model, not a curated record
AGCAGUCUUACGCAACUAGCUUAUGGUUUUCUCUAAUCCACAAACAACUCCACAAAAGAAUCGUUUGCCAAAGAGAGGCAGACAAUCCUUCUAGCCUUCCCAAUUCCCAUCAUGAGUUUGGCCCAAACCUUAAAGACAGCUAAGAUCCUUGUGCUUCAGAUGAAAAACAAACCCCUUAGACUUCUCCUUCAGUUUUUCUAGUCAAAAUCUUCUCUAUUCUCUGCCGGUGAUUUUGAAAGAUUCCGGCGACUUUAACUAUGUGGCGGGAAACUUCAAGUGGGUUCCACUGGUUGAAUUUCAUGAAGAGCUGAUGCGGAUUACUUUAUAGAAGUACUUCUAUAAUUCUUGGUUGCGGAACCUCGAUUUUUCGUAGCAGUGGAGUUGAUGAACACGGGCAGUCAAAGGUCGAUGGGUGGAGGGGUUCAUGAUGUAUUGGAUUGUUUGAAGCGAAUGCACUCCGAGAAUCCUAACUUUUAUUUUGCAAUUCGGGGUGAUCAUGAUCCUUCCAUUGCCAAUAUUUUCUGGGCUGAUGCAGCUUCCCGGAUUAACUAUACCUAUUUUGGUGAUACUGUCGUUUUUGAUACCUCAUUCCGUAGUAAUGGUUAUAAAGUUCCAUUUGCAACAUUUACCGGAAUAAAUCAUCAUGGGCAGCCAGUACUUUUUGGGUGUUCUUUGCUGCUUAAUGAAUCAGAGGCUGCCUACAUUUGGCUGUUCCAAACAUGGCUUCAUGCAAUGUCGGGGAGAACCCCAGUCUCAAUCACAACAGAGCCGGAUGGGUUUGUGCAGAAGGCGGUAUCUGAGGUCUUGCCUAAUACACGGCUUCGUUAUUGCAAAUGGGGCAUGUUCAGAGAGACUCAGAACCGUUUGGGUCAUGUUUAUCAAUCACAUCCUACAUUUGAGGCGGAGUUCAAGAAGUGUGUUAAUGGGAGCGAGACAAUUGGGGAAUUUGAAUCUCGAUGGAGGAUGCUUUUGGAACAGUAUCAUUUGAUGAAUGAUGAUUGGAUGCGAUCAGUUUAUGAUGCUCGGCGGCAAUGGGUGCCUGUUUAUAUGCGAGACACGUUUUUUGGUGAAUUAUGUGCCGAAGAAUAUGAGGGCAGAAACUUGUGCUUCGAUGGAUUUCUGACUGCUGAUACUACCUUGCAAGUUCUGAUCAAACAGUAUGAAAAAGCCGCUGCUAGUUGGCAUGAAAAGGAACUACAAGCUGAUGAAGAUACGAGUAAUGCUUUGCCAAUGCUAAAAACCCCUUCACCUAUGGAGAAACAGGCUGCUAAAUUUUACACCCGGAAAAUAUUUAUGAAGUUCCAAGACGAGCUUGUUGAAACCAUGGCUAAUUCUGCAACAGAACUUGAGGAGUCAGAAAGUGCCACUUCGUUUCGUGUGGCCAAGUUUGGUGAUGGCCAUAGAUCUCAUAUUGUCAGCUUUAAUUCUUUAGAAACAAAAGCAAGUUGCAGCUGCCAAAUGUUUGAAUUUUCGGGAAUCGUUUGUAGGCACGUACUAGCAGUUUAUAGAGCUAAAAAUGUCCUUACUCUUCCUUCGGAAUACUUAUUGAAAAGAUGGUCAAGGAAUGCCAAAGGUGGGGCUAUAUUGGAUGAGCAUUCUAUGCAGGAGACAGUUAACUCACAGCAACCCCUGACUAUUAGAUACAAUAACCUUCGACAACAAGCCAUAAAAUUUGUGGAAGAUGGUGCAAAAUCUAUUCAUGUUUAUAAUGUAGCUAUGACCGCUCUGCAAGAAGCCGCAAAGAAGGUUGCUGAUAUGAAGAACCAAGGUGUUGGAAUUACGCAAGGUGGCGCUCUGGCGAAUGGUGACCAUCCAAUGGCAUCUGGAAAACCUGUCGAGGAGAAGGUUAAGAAAAUACAAGAACUAACAGCUGAGUUGGAAAAUACAAAUAAACGAUGCGAGGUCUAUCAUGCAAACUUGCUUGCAGUUUUGAAAGAUAUGGAAGAUCAGAAGCUGAAACUCUCUGUUAAAGUUCAGAAUGCAAGACUUAGUUUGAAAGAGUAAGUUGCCAUUAAAGUUCUUUAUAGAAUUUUCUUUGACUUAUGAUGUUGCAUCUGCCGAUAGUCGAAAUCGAGAAUAUGUUAUCAAAAUACUAGCACAUAUUUUAGAAAGUAGGGUGUAUUCAGAUUCAGUAUAUCUGUAUAUGUAGAAUCAAAGAAAAGUAUAGGGCUAUUUCAUAUUGUAGAUAAAUUGGCAAUGGAGCAUAGACUAUUGGACUGUAUAGCUGCCUUGGGUUUUAGUCUUUUAGGAAGAUCAGGGGGUGUCUGAUGGAAUUCUAGUUGUGUUUCACAAAUUACAGUUAAAUUUUAGCCACUGAUAAUAUAUGAAGCUGUAGAAUUUUAGUUGUGUUCG